UAAGUACAUAUGUAUAGCAUUACAGGAAAUUGUGUACGAAUUUGGUUAAAAAUAAAUAAAUAAUCAGUGAUACUGAACAUAAUCUUUGAUUGAGAUGUUUUUGAUUUUAAUACGUGAGUCUAACUAACGCCUGUUGGUAUUAAAGAUCACUUCCUCAAGAAUGUCUGACUCGAAGGCACACCGAAUCUUCGGCUUUAAACCGAGUUCGAAAUUCUCUGUGGAAACAUUGGAUUUGUCGUCGAUAUCGUCUCGCAGUGCGGCCCUGUCUCGAGUAUUGAUCUGUACGAGAGUUGUCUGCUGCCCCUCCCGAACCCAACGCUGGAUGUUUCAUCCCUCCGCAGCCCCUGAACAACAAGGAUGUCGUGCACCUGUGACUACAGUGUUGGUGAAAACCUUACUAUAUACAUAUAUACGCCGAGGAGACAUUGUCCUCCGCACUAUAUACACAUAUAACGUGCGAGCUUACGACUUGACUCAUCAUUUGUUCUUCAUUUUCAAUAUAACGUCAUGAUAUCCUAUAACAUCAUUCGAUGUUCGACCUUUCUUUUGUGGAAUAAUUUCAUUUUACUGGAAAUUCGAGCUCACUUAUACAACCAUGCAAGAUACUCUAAAAGAGAAAGUGACCAACAAGGAUGUUCUUAAUGUUGAGUAUAUUAGCUAGAACUGUUCACGAACAACUUGUAAACUGCCAGCAAACUGUUCCUGAGCAAGAUACAAGCAAGGUUCUUCAGGAAUAAGUCUCCACUGAUAUACUGUUUUCAAAACAAUGUUUACUGUUCAUUGGUCUAUACUGACUGUGGACAUUAGUGCAAACUUAGACUGUUAUUUGUUUUGCUACUUCAUAGGUAGAUAUUAAUAUAAAGUAUAAAAAUUUUUUUAA
Messenger RNA from Frieseomelitta varia, 880 nucleotides. RefSeq lists its product as uncharacterized. The record is from RefSeq and is a predicted model, not a curated record. NCBI's taxonomy places the organism in Eukaryota, Metazoa, Arthropoda, Insecta, Hymenoptera, Apidae. The transcript has 2 exons. Bases 161 to 511 code for a protein of 116 amino acids.